Plutella xylostella (diamondback moth) is the source of this 2163-nucleotide messenger RNA. Its product is annotated as succinate dehydrogenase [ubiquinone] flavoprotein subunit, mitochondrial. Lineage: Eukaryota; Metazoa; Arthropoda; Insecta; Lepidoptera; Plutellidae. Gene Ontology annotation, biological process: mitochondrial electron transport, succinate to ubiquinone; tricarboxylic acid cycle. Gene Ontology annotation, molecular function: succinate dehydrogenase (quinone) activity; flavin adenine dinucleotide binding; electron transfer activity. Gene Ontology annotation, cellular component: respiratory chain complex II (succinate dehydrogenase). The record is from RefSeq and is a predicted model, not a curated record.
AUCAUAUUUGUUUGGAUAAUUUAAUAACGUCAAACCAUUAUAAUAUUUAUUUUAUUAUUUACAAAACACAAUUAAUUACGAUACACUUUUAGAAAUUUAAUAUUAUCACGGUUUUUAUAUACUAUACGUAUAAGUAUUUGAAAUGCUAUCUCAUCGGUGGUUUGCUAGUUCCACGAGGAAAAUAGUUGGUCGCAAAAUACGAACUCCUAUUACCGGAUCUAUCCGCAAUGGUUCCUACUCCAUCACUCACCACCAGCACGAUUGCCUGGUGCUGGGCGCGGGCGGCGCGGGGCUGCGCGCGGCCAUCGGCCUGGCCGAGGCUGGCUUCAGCGUGGCGGUGGUCUCCAAGCUGUUCCCGACCAGGUCGCAUACCAUCGCGGCUCAGGGCGGCAUGAACGCCAGUAUAGGAAGUAUGCACGAGGACAAAUACCAGUACCAUUUCUACGACACAGUGAAGGGCUCUGAUUGGCUGGGAGAUCAGGACUCCAUACAAUACCUAACGCGAGAGGCUCCGCACGUGGUCUACGAGCUGGAGAACAUGGGCAUGCCGUUUUCCAGGACGAAGGACGGCAAAAUCUACCAGCGCGCGUUCGGAGGAGCUACUGUUUGCUUCGGACAGAAACCCGCUAAGAGGACUUGUGCUGUUGAAGAUCGAACAGGUCACGCCCUUCUCCACACCCUAUACGGAUACAGCACAAAGUUUGACAAUAUCGAGUUUUUCACCGACUUCUUUGUGCUGGACUUGUUGAAGCAAGACGACGCCAUGGUGGGGGCUUUAGCCCUUAAUAUGGACACAGGGUGCCUUCACAGGUUCCAAGCCGGCAACACCGUCAUAGCAACCGGGGGCUACCCUCGCAUGUACUUCUCGUGCACGGCGGCGCACACGUGCACGGGCGAUGGCUGCGCGUUGUUCACCCGGAAGGGGCUGCCGCUGCAGGACAUGGAGUUCAUACAGUUCCAUCCCACCGGUAUGUACGGCUCCGGCUGCCUGAUGACGGAGGGCUGUCGCGGCGAAGGCGGUUUCCUGGUCAACAGCGCUGGUGAACGCUUCAUGGAGAAGUACGCGCCGAGUGCCAAGGACCUGGCCAGCCGGGACGUGGUGUCGCGGUCCAUAGCUACGGAGAUCCGGGAAGGUCGUGGUGUAGGCCCCAAGAAGGACCACAUCCACCUCCAGCUGCACCACCUCGGCAAGGACAUCAUCAAGUCCCGUCUGCCGGGCAUCUCGGAGACGGCCAAGACCUUCACGGGCGUCGACGUGUACACUCAGCCGCUGCCCGUGCUGCCGACUGUACAUUACACUAUGGGUGGGAUCCCGAUCAAUUAUAAAGGAGAGUGCAUAGUCCACGUAGACGGCAAAGACCAGCCGGUACCAGGGCUGCACGCGGCGGGAGAAGCUGUCAGCAACUGCCACGGCGCGAACCGUCUCGGCGCCAACUCCAUCCUCGACAUCGUGGUGUUCGGCCGCGCCAUCGCGCACAACAUCGCCUGCCUCGCCUCACCGUGCGACAAACAACCAACGCUUAAACAUGACAUAUGCGAUGACAUCAUAGAUAAUUUGGAGAAAGUGCGAAACGCCAACGGGUGCAUGCCGACUCACAAGCUGAGAGCUAAGAUGAGGGAUGUGAUGCAGAACCAAUGUGGAGUCUUUAGGACUGCUGAGCUCUUGGACGAAGGCGAUAAGAUGAUUCAAGAGUGCUACCAGGAUUUCAAGAACAUUAAGGUGGUGGACCGCGGCGCGCACUACAACACCGACCUGAUAGAGACUCUCGAGCUGCAGAAUAUGCUGCAACUGGCUGUCCAGGUGGUGGCUUGCGCCAGGGCCCGCACCGAGAGUCGAGGGGCUCACUUCAGGGACGACUACCCGCAGCGAUGUGACGAGAUGGACUACAGCCAGCCUGUAGAGGGACAGUGUCCCCUGCCCAUAGAGAAACAUUGGAGGAAGCACAGUAUGUCCACACUGAAUAUGGAAACUGGUCAAGUUUGCCUCACCUACAGGCCAGUGAUCGACACAGUGCUGGACAAUGAAGUGGAAGCGGUGCCGCCAAAACCGAGAGUCUACUAAAUUAUUAUUCUAGCAUUAGUUGAACAUGAAAUAUUAUGAAAUCUAAUUUAUACUAAAGUAAUUUAUUGAUGCAGUAUUUUAAAAUAAAUAUCUGUCAUGAA